Messenger RNA from Aplosporella prunicola CBS 121167, 846 nucleotides. RefSeq lists its product as uncharacterized. The transcript is spliced from 3 exons. Lineage: Eukaryota; Fungi; Ascomycota; Dothideomycetes; Botryosphaeriales; Aplosporellaceae. Gene Ontology annotation, cellular component: nucleus; cytoplasm. Bases 1 to 846 code for a protein of 281 amino acids. Gene Ontology annotation, biological process: secondary metabolite biosynthetic process. The record is from RefSeq and is a predicted model, not a curated record.
AUGGCCGCCUUCGCGACAACGUCGGACCCCACCUUUCAGCUACCCCGCCUGCUGUGUUUACAUGGCGGCGGUGUGACUGCCGAAGUCUUCCGCCUGCAAGCGCGCGCUUUCGUCUCAGCCUUGAGCCCCUACUUCCGCCUCGUCUUCGCCGACGGCCCAUUCUUUUGCGACGCCGGCCCUGGCGUGUUGCCUGUGUAUGCCGACUUGGGACCUUACCGACGCUGGCUGCGCUGGCAACCUCAUCAUCUAGACGUUGAUUCAGAAACCACUGUCGAGGAAAUUCGGUACCAGCUGGAGCUUGCCAUGGAAGAAGACGAUAGGCGUGGGGCAGUAGGCGAGUGGGCGGGCUUUCUAGGCUUCAGCCAAGGUGGAAAGCUAGCAGCGAGUUUGCUGUUUGAGGCUCAGAAGAGGAGGGAGAGGAGGGAAGGGAAGAUUGAUGGUGAGGAGACGAUGCUAUGGAAGCAGAACUGGCGGUUUGCUGUCUGCAUGGCCGCCAGAGCGCCGCUCGUUGCCUUGUCGCCGGGCAGCGAAAAAAUCUCAUCAUUUGUGUCUGCAGGUGGUGUUUCGGAGGGCUUCGAUUUCGAGGCUGCCGGUAAACCCGGGCCGGAAGCGUUGCUAAGAGCGCCGACGCUGCAUAUUCAUGGGCUGAAGGAUCCGGGUCUGCAUCUACAUCAGAUACUACUGGAUGCGUACUGCGCACCAGGCAGCGCUACGUUAGUCGAAUGGGAUGGCGACCAUAGAGUGCCUCUGAAGGCGAAGGAUAUGGAAGGCAUCACAAGGGCGAUCUUGGAGACGGCAAAGAAGGGUGGUGUGGAGCCGGGCAAAAAGCAAGACCUUGAGACGUAG